Messenger RNA from Nannizzia gypsea CBS 118893, 918 nucleotides. Its product is annotated as eukaryotic translation initiation factor 2 subunit alpha. The coding region runs from base 1 to 918 and encodes 305 amino acids. Gene Ontology annotation, cellular component: eukaryotic translation initiation factor 2B complex; multi-eIF complex; eukaryotic translation initiation factor 2 complex. Lineage: Eukaryota; Fungi; Ascomycota; Eurotiomycetes; Onygenales; Arthrodermataceae. Gene Ontology annotation, molecular function: ribosome binding; RNA binding; translation initiation factor activity. The transcript has 4 exons. The record is from RefSeq and is a predicted model, not a curated record.
AUGUCGCUCACCAACUGUCGCUUCUACGAGGAGAAGUUUCCGGAGAUUGAUAGCUUUGUCAUGGUCACCGUCAAGCAGAUUGCGGAGAUGGGCGCAUAUGUCAAGCUUCUCGAGUACGAUAACAUUGAUGGCAUGAUCCUACUGUCCGAACUGUCCAGACGACGUAUCAGAAGUAUACAAAAGCUUAUCCGAGUCGGACGCAACGAGGUCGUCGUCGUUCUGCGAGUAGACAAGGAGAAAGGUUAUAUUGAUCUUUCGAAACGUCGAGUGUCGCCCGAGGAUGUCGGAAAGUGCGAAGAACGGUAUAACAAGAGCAAGUCGGUACAUUCGAUUAUGCGUCACGUUGCCGAGAAGACAAAGACCCCCAUCGAAGAGCUCUACCAGCAGAUUGGAUGGCCCCUGAAUAAGAAAUACGGACAUGCUAACGAUGCCUUCAAGCUUUCUAUCACUAACCCUGCCGUAUGGGAAGACGUUACCUUCCCGAGCGCCGUUGUCAAGGACGAACUCAUCUCGCACAUCAACAAGAGGCUUACCCCUCCACCAACCAAAGUCCGUGCCGAUAUCGAAGUGACCUGCUUUGGAUACGACGGCAUUGACGCCGUGAAGGACGCCCUCCGUGCUGCCGAAGCCGUCAGCCCACAGGUGAAGGUCAAGCUGGUGGCGCCCCCGCUAUACGUCCUGACGAACCACUGCCUAGACAAAACCCAGGGAGUCAAGCUGCUGGAGGAGGCGAUUGAGAAGGUCCAGGAGAAGAUAAAGUCCACCGGAGGCUCCUGCGUCAUCCAGAUGGCACCCAAGGCAGUCACUGAGCAAGACGAUGCCGACCUGCAAGCUCUUAUGGAGAAGAGGGAGCGUGAGAACCAGGAGGUCAGCGGUGACGAGAGUUUCAGCGAGAGCGACGAGGGCGUUGUCGAGUAG